This is a messenger RNA of Passer domesticus (house sparrow), 938 nucleotides long. RefSeq names its product class I histocompatibility antigen, F10 alpha chain-like. The record is from RefSeq and is a predicted model, not a curated record. Lineage: Eukaryota; Metazoa; Chordata; Aves; Passeriformes; Passeridae. The coding region runs from base 1 to 555 and encodes 184 amino acids. Gene Ontology annotation, biological process: immune response. The transcript is spliced from 2 exons. Gene Ontology annotation, cellular component: external side of plasma membrane.
AUGGGGAUCCGGGAGAUGGAGCCCGAGGAACGAACAAAUUCCCCAGGGCACAGCUGCGUGGAGUGGCUCCAGAAAUAUGUCAGAUAUGGGCGGGAGGAGCUGCAGUGUAAAGAGCCCCCUGAUGUCCGUGUGUCCCGAAAAGUGGAACACGGGAUCCUGACACUGUCCUGCCGCGCAUACAGAUUCUACCCCAGCACCAUUGGGACCAGCUGGAUGAAGGGGAUGAAAUCCCGGAUCGUUCCACACCUGGGCAGGAUCGAAGCGCUGCUGGAGGAGCAGGAGCAGCCCCUGCGCCGGGCGGAGCAUCCCGGAAUGCCAGAGCCUGGGAUCUGCUCCUGGGCUGAGGCUGGGAACAUGGAAUGUGGGAACUGGGAAUUUGGGACUGUGGAGCAGUGGGAUGGGGGUUCCCCUCCCCUCCUCACCAUGCCGUGCUUCCCAGAGCUGGAAUCCAGCAGGAAUCUCACCCUGGUGGUCGCUGUGUCUGUCAGUGCUGCCAUCAGCAUUGUUAUCCUCAUUGGAUUUGGUGUCUGGAAGCUCCAAUCUGGUUCUCCCUAAACCCAACCUGGGGGUCACCCUGUUCUUCUCCCCUUCCCAGACACUUGGAGAUCCCCCCAUGACCCAUCCAGCCCCCCCAAACUCCUCCUUGGGUCACCCCUAAGUCCCCAGUGGGGAUUUCUGUGAGUUCCCCUGUGUUCCCCCAUUCCCAGGACUUUGGGGGUCCCCCCCGACCUGUCUGUGCCCCCCCUGAUUUCUUCCACAGCCCCUCUGUGAUGGUGGGGGCUGGGGUCCAAGUGCUGGUGCCUCCCUGCCUGCAGCAGAUCUAGCACUGAGGGGAGUCCCUUAGCAUUUGGGGUCCCCUGGGGUUAGGGGUCACCCCCCCGGGUCACCCAGGAUCUCCCUGAACACGCUGGCACUGCCCAUGCUCAGUGAGAAGGUUC